This is a messenger RNA of Pestalotiopsis fici W106-1, 1008 nucleotides long. RefSeq lists its product as uncharacterized. The record is from RefSeq and is a predicted model, not a curated record. Bases 1 to 1008 code for a protein of 335 amino acids. The transcript is spliced from 2 exons. NCBI's taxonomy places the organism in Eukaryota, Fungi, Ascomycota, Sordariomycetes, Amphisphaeriales, Sporocadaceae. Gene Ontology annotation, molecular function: FMN binding.
AUGGUGUCGGACAAAGUCGCACGCGCGAUCCAGUCAAGGAUUACUACCAUCAGGUCAGGACGUCAUAAUCUGGCAAGAGGCUAUACGGGGUUGCUCAUGAAGCGGCAAUCAUCGUCCCAAUCUGCAGCAAGUUCGGCGGCCGCAGCGGCUCCAGCAGACAAUCCAAUCGUCAUGCGAGUCACGAAUUUCAAGGAGACGGAGGCGUCCAGGCCCGAUUUCGACCACAGCAAAACGCCCAUUACCGUUACCAAGUCGCCCGAUCCGAGUUGGAGUUACGGUGAUGGAGCCCGUGGAAGGGACCCAGCGACCCGAGAUACUGCAGCACAUAUUGAAGUCGACCCCUAUGCCCCCGACCGGUCCAUGGUGAGCAACUACCGUCUUCUAGUCUCGGGGAUCGCGCCGAGGCCCAUAGGCUUCAUCAGCACAAAGUCAGCCGACGGCAAGAGCGAAAAUCUGGCCCCGUUCAGCUACUUUCAGGUCAUUGACCACGACCCGCCAAUGUUUAUUGUCGGCUUCUCAUCGCGGCCCGGGCCGCCCAAGGACACGUAUCGCAACCUGAGCGAGACGGGCGAGUGCGUCAUCAACACGGUCUCCGAGGACAUGAUUGAGGCCGUCAACGCGACUUCCAUCGAUGCUCCGUACGGGGUGUCGGAGUGGGACUUGUCCGGACUCACAAAGGCGCCGACUACCACGGUGGCGCCCGCAAGAGUGCAGGAAUCCGUCUUCUCGAUAGAGGGCAAGGUGGUUGACGUCAACGAGUUCAAGGACCAUGCCAAGGACGGCAAGAGUGUUGCGGCUCUGGUACUUAUCAAGGCAACAAGGUUUUGGGUGCGCUCAGACGCUUCCAAUGCCGACUAUAGUCAUAUUGACCUCGACAAACUGAGACCUAUCGCACAGCUCGGUGGGAUGGCUUAUGGCCGGAUCACAAGCACAUUCGAUCGCCCGAGACCGCGGUGGAACGAUGAAGUGCCCAAGAGCGAGCUUUUGCGCAAAUUGGGAGCGGUAUGA